AUGUUUCCAUCUUAUAAUAAUAACAACAACAACAACAAUAAUAAUAGUAAUGAAAUGAUUAGUACCAUUCACCAAUCAAUUGGUCAUACUCUUUUAAAUCAAGGUCAUGGUUUAAUUCAAAAUAAUAUUAGUAAUAAUAAUAAUAAUAAUAAUAAUAAUAAUAAUAAUAAUAAUAAUAAUAAUAAUAAUAAUAAUAAUAAUAAUAGCAAUAAUAAUAGUAAUAAUAAUAAUAAUAUUGUUUCAAAUGAUUUAUUUUAUUUCGAUAAUUUAAAUAAUGCAAUGAUUCAUAAUAAUAUGAUCCAACAACAAAUUGCACAACAACAUUACCAACAUUAUUUAAAUAAUAAUAAUCCAAUAAUCGAUAAUAAUAAUAAUAUUAAUAAUACUACUAAUAAUAUUAAUAAUAAUAAUAACCACAAUCACAACAACAACAACAACAACAACAAUAAUAAUAAUAUCAACAACACAACCAUUACACCAAAUAAUGAUAUGAUUGCUGCUCCUGUAGUUAAAAAGAGAGCCAAAAGAGCUUGCUUGAACUGUAGAUCCUCAAAGGUUGCCUGUGAUCAUCAAAGACCAUGUGUUCGUUGUACAAAGAAUGGUACUGAAGAUACUUGCCGAGAUGUUCCAAGAAAACCAAAGGUUCCAACUAAAAGAAUUAAAAAAGAACCAGUAACACCUGCUCAAAAUGUCCCAUUCGUUCAACAAAGUAUUGCUCAAACCUUGAAUAUCCAAGGUUUACCAUUCACUCCAUCCUCAUCACCAUCAACACUCAUUCAAACACACCAUCAUCAUCAUCAUCACCAACAACAACAACAACAACAACAACAACAACAACAACAACAACAACAACAACAACAACAACAACAACAACAACAACAACAACAACAACAACAACAACAACAACAACAACAAAUAGUACCAAGAACCAGUGGUCCUAAAAAAUCAAAAGCCACCAUUCUUAACACUUCAUCAUCAUCACAACCACUCACAACAUUUGGAAAUUCUACACAAGAUCUUAUUUCAAUGGGUUUAAUUGGAAAUAAUAAUAAUAAUAAUAACAACAACAAUUUAGAUAAUAAUUUAAAUAUUAAUGCUGUUGCCAGUGUUCCAGCUGCCAUCAAUAAUGCUUUUAAAUUUGAUGGAUUUGGUGCUGCUACCAAUAGUGGUGAAUCCCCAUUCUUCUUCAGUCAACCAAAUACAACAUCCACUAAUAACUCAACCAAUAGCAACAACACAAUUACUACCACUACCACUAGCACUAUCACAACAACCGCUACUCCUAUCUCAUCAACCAGUGAUGAAUCAUCAACCACAACAAAAAAUACUGAAGGUGAUUUACUUUCAAAUAUUACAAAUUUGACAUCAUCAUCACCAGCAUCAUCACCAAAUAGUCCUUCAUCAGCAUCAUCAACACCACCAUUAAAUAAUUACACUGAUAAUUCAAGUCCAAAUAGUCCAGGUCAUUUGCCAUCAAUCUUAUCAGAAACAUUAUCAAAAUCAACUGAUGAGCUUAUUGCCGUUGGUAAUAGUAGUAGCAGUGGUAAUAAUAAUAACCUUCAAAACUCUUUGGAGAAUGUUUUCAAUAAUCUCUCUACUCUUAUCAAUAAUUCAACCACUUCGUUGCAAGAUCCAAUUAAUGUCGGUUCUCCAUCCACUCCAUUUGGAUGUUGUAUGAAAAGUCCAUUUUCAAUUGAUGGUAUCCCAGUAGAAGAUCCUUCAUCAACAAAUUCUCAAUUAAUUACCUCACCAAAUACUAUUAAAAAUAUUGAAGAUAAUGAAAAUAACGGUAUUUUAGAAAUUGUUAAACAUCAACAACAACAACAACUUCAACAACAACAGCAACAAGUUUUACCAAAUAUUUUAAUGUCUGAAUUAAAAAAGAUCCAUCAAUCAUUAGAAAGAAUUUCAACAUUCUUGCAAUUCCCAGCCAAUGUACCAAGAGGUGUUUACAAUCAUGCUCCACGUCAUCCAUUGGUUCCAGGUUCUUUAUUUGUACCACAAAAUAAUAUUGAGACGGUAAAUUAUCUUUAA
Messenger RNA from Dictyostelium discoideum AX4, 2034 nucleotides. Its product is annotated as fungal transcriptional regulatory protein, N-terminal domain-containing protein. NCBI's taxonomy places the organism in Eukaryota, Evosea, Eumycetozoa, Dictyosteliales, Dictyosteliaceae. Gene Ontology annotation, molecular function: DNA-binding transcription factor activity, RNA polymerase II-specific; zinc ion binding. The transcript has a single exon. The record is from RefSeq and is a predicted model, not a curated record. Gene Ontology annotation, biological process: regulation of transcription by RNA polymerase II; regulation of DNA-templated transcription. The coding region runs from base 1 to 2034 and encodes 677 amino acids.